This is a messenger RNA of Spirometra erinaceieuropaei, 993 nucleotides long. The record is from the annotation of a GenBank genome assembly. Lineage: Eukaryota; Metazoa; Platyhelminthes; Cestoda; Diphyllobothriidea; Diphyllobothriidae.
AUGGUGUCCACUGCGGGGCAGUCGAAGGUCCUGGCGUCCUCGGUUGCGCACGUCGUCAACACCAGGACUGGCUCGAUGACAACGAUGCCGCCAUCAGAAACCUGCUCAUCAAAAAGAACCGCCUGCACCGAUGACAACGAAGCUGCUUUCUACCGCACUCGCCGCCUUGUGCAACGGCGGCUGUGUGAGAUGCAGGAGGCCUGGACAGUUCGCAAGGCUCAGGAGAUCCAAGGGUACGCGAACUUCAACGAAUGGACGAACUUCUACGACGUGAGAAAAGCUGUCCAUGGUCCGCCAACUAAAGCAAUUGCUCCUCCUCUCAGUGCCGACGGCAGCACCCUACUCACUGAGAAGACACAAAUUCUACAGGAAAUGGCCGAGCACUUCAGAGGCGUCCUCAACCGUCCCUCCACAAUCUCCGACGCCGCCCCCGCCCGUAUGCCUCAAAUGGAGACCAACGCCGACCUCGACCUACCGCCCUCUCUCCACGAAACCAUCAGGGCCGUGCAGCAGCUCUCCAGCGGGAAAGCGUCCGGAUCGGACGCGAUCCCUGCUGAGAUCAAAAGGCACGGUGGACCCCAUUUCAUGGAUCAUCUGAGGGCGCUCUCCCAGGAGAUGUGGCGUCAAGGAGAAGUCCCGCAAGAUUUCAAGGACGCCACAAUCGUGCAUCUAUACAAGCGGAAAGGAAAUCGCCAGCUCUGUGACACUCAUCGAGGCAUCUCCCUGCCCAACAUUGUCAGGGAGAUCUUUGCUCGCAUCCGUCUCAACCGCCUUAACCACCAUCUGGAAGAAGGACUCCUGUCGGAAAGCAAGUGCGGCUUCCGCCGUCAUCGUGGAACCACGGACAUGAUCUUCGCCGUCCGCACACUGCAGGAGAACUGUCAGGAAAUGCGGACCCACCUCUACUCUACCUUCCUGAAUCCGAUGAAAGCCUUCGAUACGGCGAAUCGUGAGGGACUAACGAAAAUUCGGCUGCCCCGAACGGUUCACUGA